AUGUCUAUUUCUAUCACUGGGAUUGAGGAUAUCCAGAAGAGUGCACUCGAGAUUUCGAACAAGACCUCGGCGUUGUUGGAGGAGUUAACAAAGACGGCAGAAGUUCUAAAUGAACACAUCCUCCUCAACAUCACCGGUGAGUUGACUGGAUUCCUCGACUCGGCCAAUGAGUCGGCGAUUGCAUUUUCAGAACUGCAAGCUACGAGGAGCGUCAAAGCCCGUCACAUUGCCUCGGAGCUACGA
Messenger RNA from Mesorhabditis spiculigera, 243 nucleotides. The record is from the annotation of a GenBank genome assembly. NCBI's taxonomy places the organism in Eukaryota, Metazoa, Nematoda, Chromadorea, Rhabditida, Rhabditidae.